CCCCCCGGGGGCUAGCGGGCCAGGAUGAUGGCGGGGGGCUUCAUGGGGAAGAGGAAGGAGCUGGAGCAGGUGGUCGACGGCCUCCUCGACUUCUCCCUCUCCGGCCCCGCCGCCAAGAGCCGCAGGCUGGACCCUGGUCUACCACCUAUUUUGGAAGAACCACAUGCUCAUUCAACCCAAUAUCAACAUGAGAUGCUGGGAGAGGAAAUCAGUGGUGGUGUUACAGUGCCCAUUAUGGAAGAUAUGGUACAAGGCGCCAUGCCAUGCCAUCUGUCUAGUGAGGACAUGUCACUUGUUUUAUACAAACCAGUAAAUAAACCUGCCCUCGUAGGUCUCAAUAUCGCAAGCCCUUCAAUCAUAGUCAGUUCAGACUUGAUACGUAGUCUAAAGAAUCAACCUUUCAAUCAAGGGAAUUGUCAUGGGCUGGAGGACAAUUCUCCUGAGCGCAGCAAUUGCUUGGCAUUGGUUCCUUGGGCGCCACAGCGGAUUGCUGUGACAUCUAAUUGGUCAACUUGCCCACCAGAAAACACAGAAAUGCUAGAAGAGCCAAUGGAUGCUGAUGAGACAGAAGUUACUUCCAUGGACUUCGAGGAAGCGCCUCAAGCAACUCCUGGGGGAAUCGAUGCCACGAACCUUCACCAGUGGCACCAGCAUUGUAUGACCCCACCAUCGCUGCCGAACCCAUCAGCGCCUGUUAUGUGGUCAUGGUGACAAUCUGGCAACAUUGCUCCCUAACUGCAUGUUCCUCACACGAAGGAUUGAGAAAUCCUGUAGUUGGCCUCCACCCGGUGUGGCUGGUUGUUUUAGAUGGUCUGAGAAAUGGUUGCUAUGUGCAUAAUAGCUCCUCCUAGCGUAGCGCUGUUCUUCAGCAGUAAUGGUAGCAAACUUGUGUGUUAGAAACAUCCCCGUUACAGUUAUGUCAGUGGACUUUUGUGUUAGAAACGACCACGUUACCAAUUC
Lolium rigidum is the source of this 960-nucleotide messenger RNA. RefSeq lists its product as uncharacterized. Bases 25 to 711 code for a protein of 228 amino acids. Lineage: Eukaryota; Viridiplantae; Streptophyta; Magnoliopsida; Poales; Poaceae. The record is from RefSeq and is a predicted model, not a curated record. The transcript has 3 exons.